AUGGACGGGGCCAACGCGACCCUCCCCAACGCCUCCAGCGGCCAGAACGCCUCUGACUGGAACCCCCGCGGGGACAUUCCCGUCGUGCACUGGGCGAUCAUGACCAUCUCCCCCGUGGGCUUCGUGGAGAACGGGGUCCUCCUCUGGUUCCUCUGCUUCCGGAUGAGGAGAAACCCCUUCACGGUCUAUAUCACUCACCUGUCGAUUGCUGACAUCUCCCUGCUCUUCUGUAUCUUCAUUCUGUCCGUGGACUACGCUUUCCAGAUCGAGCUCACUUCCGGCUACUAUACCAUCGUCACCUUAUCGGUGACUUUUCUGUUUGGCUACAACACGGGCCUCUACCUGCUGACGGCCAUCAGCGUGGAGAGGUGCCUGUCCGUCCUGUACCCCAUCUGGUACCGGUGCCAUCGCCCCAAGCACCAGUCGGCCUGCGUCUGUGCGCUGCUGUGGGCACUGUCCUGCCUGGUGACCACCAUGGAGUAUGUCAAGUGCAUCGACCACGAGGAGCAGAGCCCCUCGCGCGGGGACUGCCGGGCGGUGAUCGUCUUCAUCGGCGUCCUGAGCUUCCUGGUCUUCACGCCGCUCAUGCUGGUGUCCAGCACCGUCCUGGUGGUGAAGAUCCGGAGGAACACGUGGGCCUCCCACUCCUCGAAGCUGUACCUGGUCAUCACGGUGACCAUCGUCAUCUUCCUCAUCUGCGCCAUGCCCAUGCGGCUCCUCUACCUGCUGUACUACGAGUACUGGGCCACCUUCCGGAGCCUGCACCACGUCUCCCUCCUCUUCUCCACCAUCAACAGCAGCGCCAACCCCUUUAUCUACUUCUUCGUGGGCAGCAGUAAGAAGAAGCGGUUCAAGGAGUCCCUGAAAGUGGUGCUGACCAGGGCUUUCAAGGACGAGACGCAGCCCAGACGGCAGGACGAUGGCGAGAACGCCACGGCCAUCGAGACUGUGGUCUGA
Molecule: messenger RNA, 957 nt
Organism: Talpa occidentalis (Iberian mole)
Lineage: Eukaryota; Metazoa; Chordata; Mammalia; Eulipotyphla; Talpidae
Gene: MAS1
Product: MAS1 proto-oncogene, G protein-coupled receptor
Exons: 1
Coding region: 1-957 (318 amino acids)
Biological process (GO): G protein-coupled receptor signaling pathway
Cellular component (GO): membrane
Molecular function (GO): angiotensin receptor activity
Source: RefSeq, a predicted model, not a curated record